AUGUGGCUGAGCCUCACCCCAUCCUGGAGCGGGGAUCUCCACCUCAAGUCGGCUGAUGGCAGGGCCACCCAUGUCCCCCAGGGGCCUCCACCCAGCCCCCAGGGGAAACCACUGAAGGAGAUCUCAGGGAUCUCCCCCCGUGGACUGGAGCUCUCGACCUCAGCUGACGGCUUCCACUCCUGCCCCGGCUGGGGAAGCUUCGCCUGGCGGGCAGUGGGGUCUCAGGACCCAUCUCGGGUCAGCAAUGGCCGUGUUAAGCUCUUGGACUCGGUUUCCGUGGUGGCUGACGAGAGCGGCGGACACUGUGGUGAAAGGACAGAACCGGCAGCUCGGAACACAGGGGGGACGAGGUUGCCGGGCCUCAAGCAGCGUGACAGCCGAACAUCUGAGGGGAACCAGGGGAGGCUGGGGUCCGACGCUUCUCCCACCCUUCCACGCCCGGGGGAGGGUCUGAACCGCCACACGCUCCGAGGGAAGCCCCCACAGAAGCCCAGCCAAAGGCAGCGUUCCCCGCUCCCCGCCCCCAGACCGGCGGGCCGGGAACCCCGGGCGGCAGGUGCGCCCUUGCCGCCCGGGGCCGGGGGCCGGUCCAGAGGCUGGAGAGACCGGCCAGGUCUGCGGAGAAGCAUCUUCCGGCUGCUUGCACAGGGUUCAGUUGAUGAAGCAGGAGCGGGAGGGAAGCCCGGCGGGGACCGGGCAAGCUCUCGUCGAGCCGGGGCUUCUUCUGGCUCGUGCGCCUCGCCAGGCACGAGCAGGGUUAAGUGUGUGCGGGGGGCGGAGAGGGAAUCCCAGACCGCCGGAACUGGAGACUUCCCAGCCGAGGGCGAGGCUGCUUCGAGAGGCAGCGCCGGCCACCCUGCGGCUUCCGCCGGCACCUGGGCGCGCGGAGUCGGGAGGACACGUCGACAGCCGCCCGCAGGACACGCGGCAGACGCGCCACGGCCGCCGCCAGGGCCGACAAUAAGCUCUGAGCUGGGAACCUGGGACCUGUGCCGUGACAGGGUUGGCUGGCGGCCCAGAGAGAAGAGCCGUGUGGAGCCGAAGAGGCGGGUGGACCGCACGGCCCUGGAGCAGAGAUACCGGCCUGUGACCAGGGACCGCAAGGUGGUUAGUGUUGAGCGGUGUCCGAACUCCGGUCACGUCUGUGUCCGCGUCGGCGGGUGGUUGUCUGUGUCCACGUGGCAGGUGCUUGGUAUUGAGUUGGUGUGCGUUCUCGGGUCAGGUCUGUGUCCACAUUGGCAGGGGCUUAGAGCUGAGCCAGUGUCUGAGCGCCGGUCAGUGGGGCACAGAUCGUGGUUCUCGGUUCGUGCUGAGCUGAUGUCAGCGCUCGGUUUGGGGUGGUUGUGGAUGAAGAGACAUGAUCCAGGCGUUUGGGUGGCUCUCACAGUGGACCGGGGACAGGACGCUUGUCUUGUCUGAGGUGUUUGCUGGGGGGGGGGCUCAGAGGGCAGUGCUGGUGAGCCCUGGGUGAGCACCGCCCCCGCCUCUGCCCUUCACCCCGAGCUCCAGGAGGAAAAGCUGUGGUGAUACCCGGAGCCAGGCUGGGCACUGGUGCUCACCAGGGACUGUGCUGAGAAGCCCCGGGGCCAUCCCUGGGCCUGGCAGGGGAGCCUCCAUGACCGCCCGCGAGCCGUGCAGAGAGUGAGCGAGGACCUGACGCCGGACGUGUGAGGUCGCCUUGCCCACGGCAGUCAUCCCUGUGCCAGGCAAGCCCGCCUCGCACUCCCGGUGGGAUGGACGCCACUGUUCACUGUCUAUAAACCUGCCCUUGGAAAGUGGCUUCCUGGCUUGUUUCUGAUCAGAUCUAUGGGGCCAGGGGGGUCCUCCCUGCAAGCCUCAAACAGAGCUGUUCCCUGAACAGCCAGGACCGCAGCAUCGUGGCACGUAACUCAGAGGUAAGGGCAGGGCCUGUGCGAGUCCUUCAGGAAUGCGGCCAACGGGUUAUGUCACGAAAUCUGCCAGCCCGCUUUCCCGUUCCUGGUGAUUCAGGUCCUGGCAGCACGCACGGGUCAUUUCAGCUCUGAAGUUCACUGAGGCGUGCUGAGUGAGCGGCCGGGGGAGGGGGAGGGGCACAAGGGACCCUCCGGUGAGGGACACAGCCUCUAUCUUGACAGGGAGGGGUCACUCAGGGGGGCGCCUUCAUCAGGCUCCUCGAUGGGUACCCUUACAGUGUGUGUUUUGCACAGAGAGUAAAUUUUCCCUAGAAAAACACAAGCAAACAUUGAGGUCUAGUUAGGGCAGUGCCAGCUGAAGCGCUUGGCGAUGGUAUAUCAGGAUGUCUGCCAUUUUGCUGUGAAGUGCAUCAAGAAGUAAGA
Cervus elaphus (red deer) is the source of this 2315-nucleotide messenger RNA. Its product is annotated as translation initiation factor IF-2-like. The transcript has 7 exons. The coding region runs from base 1 to 1419 and encodes 472 amino acids. Lineage: Eukaryota; Metazoa; Chordata; Mammalia; Artiodactyla; Cervidae. The record is from RefSeq and is a predicted model, not a curated record.